Sitodiplosis mosellana (orange wheat blossom midge) is the source of this 2770-nucleotide messenger RNA. Its product is annotated as ecto-NOX disulfide-thiol exchanger 2. The transcript has 5 exons. Lineage: Eukaryota; Metazoa; Arthropoda; Insecta; Diptera; Cecidomyiidae. Gene Ontology annotation, molecular function: RNA binding; protein-disulfide reductase activity. The record is from RefSeq and is a predicted model, not a curated record. Gene Ontology annotation, biological process: ultradian rhythm. Bases 179 to 2386 code for a protein of 735 amino acids. Gene Ontology annotation, cellular component: plasma membrane; external side of plasma membrane.
AUUGCAGCUGUCAUAUGUUAUUGUCAAUAGACAGGUCAAAUAAAAAUAGAAAUAGGAAAAAAAACAGAACCAGAGUCACAUAGACUUGUGAAGAAGAAAGAAAAAUAUUGAAACAAAAAAAAACGAUGAGGACGACAUAAAAAAAACUCGUAAAUAUAUUUAAGAACUCGGUUGUAAAAUGUCGUUUAACUAUCCGACAAUAAAUGGCAAUGGAUUACCAGCGAUGUUGCCAUUGCUAACGAAUUUGGCGAAUGGGAAUCAUUUUCUUCCGACUUUGACGACAAAUCAAGCUGUUUCGGCUGGUCUAUUUACGGCUCACAAUCCAACGGUGGCCACAUCAUUAGGUGAAAAUGCCAUGGAAUUUGGUCGAACCCAAGCUAAACUCUGCCAAAUUCAACCGGGAGCUGGCCCAAUGGAUUUGGAAACGUUGAACGAUGAACGUGACACGCAAUCGUACAUGCAGAGUCCGUCGGGCAGUGAAUUGAGCCUGGCAUCCACACAAAGUGUUCGUAAAAUGGAUGAAAAUAGUGAGAAAAGCUUUCCAACAUUUAAUCCAUGUGAUGUGAUGUACAAUAUGGGGAUACCUUCUCAAAAUCUUAUGAUGAUGCCUGGUGUUAUGAAUAUGGUUCGUGAUGCAUCGUCAAUGGUACAAACUCUCCCACAAUUUUCCCUUCUCAAUCAAAUGCCCGUGCAAACAUCGUCGGUUGUGUCCACAGCCAAUCUGACCGAUACGAUUGCCACACUUACCACGGCCACCACAUCGUCGAUCAAUUCCACUGGAAUGAUAAAAGAAACGAUUACAUGUAAAUCGUGUGUCUUAUUACCACCAAACCCGAAUGCACCGCCGCCAUCGACCCGCGAAAGACCAAGCGGCUGUCGAACCGUCUUUGUUGGCGGCCUACCCGAGAACAUAACCGAAGAUAUAAUUCGUGAAGUGUUCGAACGAUGCGGUGAAAUAACCACGCUGCGACUGUCAAAGAAGAAUUUUUGUCACAUUCGUUUCGUUUUUGAAGCUUCAGUCGACUCGGCCAUUUACCUUUCCGGGUAUCGCAUUCGCAUCAACAAUCUCUCCGAUUCGCUGAAUUGUGGACGCUUGCAUGUUGACUUUGCACAAGCCAGAGAUGAUCAGUACGAAUUUGAGUGCAAACAAAGGCAAUGGCAACGUGAACAAAGGCACAGAGAACGCAUCGAACGUGAUCGAUUAAAACUCUCACCGCCAAUCGUUUACUUUAGCGAACAUGAGGCUGCUUCCAUUGCCGAGAAAUUGAAACAAGACGACACAUUCUCGAAAGCAGUACACAUAUUUGUUAAUUGGCUGGAACGCGGCGAUGCAACAAAGAAAAACUCAAACACUUUUUACUCAAUGAUCCAGAGCACAAAUUCGCAUGUGCGACGAUUGCUGAACGAAAAAACGGCAUACGAAGAGGAAUUGAACAAAGCCAAAGAGACGCAUCGCAAACAAAUGCAAAAUCUGUCCACACAACUCUCACAAAUUGAAAGAGUAUUUGGUGCUGCAAGUCACAAAAAAGUCUGGGAUCACUUCACCAAAGCUCAGCGAAAGAAUAUCGAUUUGUGGAAAAAGCAGUUACUGGAAAUUCAAGUGCCACAGGAAUCGCUUGAAAGUCAUGACACAGACGAAAUGGAAAUGUCCGAUGACGAUGAUGCAGCUAAUUUACGGUAUGGCAAACGAUCCAGAAUUAAUGCCAAGGAUAAUGAAAGUAAAAAGUCUGAUUCAAUGGCCUAUGCGAAUAGCUCGAAAGCCUUAGAUGUAAGGGAGCAACAGCUAAAAGUGUUGCAUGAAACGAUACGUAAUCUUCAAACGCAGUUGCUGGAAAAUAAAACCAAAGAGAGGGAGAAUCUGACGAGAAUCAGUGAAUUGGAGGACAAAUUGAAGCAGGCAAAUGUCAAGGAGUUAUUGUUAAAAACGCGAAUUGUCGAGGCGUCCAAGGGUUCCAUUACUUCGAUUUCCGAUCAUGCAUCGGAAUCGAGUGAUAGCGACAAGGACGUUGUUUGUGUUGAUGACGGUGAACCGCAUCAAAUCAAAGAAGAAUCACAAAAACCGACCGAUUCAAAAGCUGCACCGAAACCAACGGAAUCGAACGCAAGCGAAAGUGUGGGUGAUGGCAGUCGUCACAUGAUUGAUGUGGAUGAAGCGCGCCUUAUUGGAUUGAUUUCGUCAUUUCUUUUGGUGCAUCCGUUUGGUGCUUGUCUAAGUAAUAUCUUAACCUAUGUUCAACAAGUUUCCGUGCAAUUGCGUGCCAAAGAUGUCGAAGACAUUUUGAGCCGUUACAAGAGCAUCUUCAAUGAAAUGGAUCAUCAGCCAAAUGGUGUCGAGUCAUCAUCAAUAACGACCGAACGCAAAUGGAAAUUCUGUGGAUUCAAUUAGACCAGUAAUUCGACAAUCGUCAUACAUGAUUGGACAUCAUUGAAUAAGUAGCGCUAGUUCGCUUUUUUGUCACCUUUUAUUUGCACACCAUCGCGCGUCACUUUCAAUCAAAAACUAAUUGCUGCAAUAGAAUUGCAUGGAAUUUAAUUUACAAAAAUAUCAACCACUUUUUUUAAGCUAAAUUUUUUACGAAAUAAGUUUAUUUAUUUAGAUAUUGUCGAACAAGUCAUUGUAAUGGUUUCGAUUUUCUUCUUGCCCAUUCACACUCACCAAAGCUAAUUUAUAUACACAAAUACCAUACAUUUUAUGAUGGAAUCAACGUUUUUGUUCUGUCUUGUUUUUUGCAUGAAUAAAUAAAAAUAAAAAUUGUAAUUGGAAAAUGAA